AUGCCGGAUAGAUGCGUUGUAGGUGGGUGUUCAAAUGAGUCUAGCUUACAGUUGGGCAUUUCACUUCACCGAAUUCCUUUUUUCGCUGAUGAGCGCCCAGAGGCCAAGAAAAGAAGAAAAAAAUGGACGGACUUCGUCUUGAAAACAAGAAAGCACUGGAAAGCAACUAAACUGUCGGCCGUGUGUUCCGAUCACUUUCUUUUUAAUGACUUUGAGAGAUACGCUUUGGAGAUACCAAACACCAAAUUCUAUUCUCCACGUUUGAAAAAAGACGGCGUAGGGAUAGUUGUCUUCCCUACGAUAACAAAAGUUCGCGAAGAAAAGCCUCCAUCAGCGCGUAGUCUAAGACAGGAAAAAAAAGAGCGGGAAGAAACAAUUAGGACUCUUGUGGAGGAACAAGAUGAUGGCCACAUCGCCGAGGAUGAAGACGAAGAUCCCCGAACUAGUCAGGUGGCUAAGUGCAAAAUUUUGGUCAGAUCUAUACACAGCGGACAAAAGCACCAAAAUUGGUAUAAAUGUAGAUUAGAGUAUGGCAAUCAAUAUUAG
This is a messenger RNA of Actinia tenebrosa (Australian red waratah sea anemone), 546 nucleotides long. RefSeq lists its product as uncharacterized. The record is from RefSeq and is a predicted model, not a curated record. Lineage: Eukaryota; Metazoa; Cnidaria; Anthozoa; Actiniaria; Actiniidae.